CAGCAGAGCUGUCUGCUCUAGGGGUAGCGUGUUUGUAUCGUCAAAAGUCAACAGACCAGGCCGCUUUGAUACUGGAUCUCAUCUCGACCCCAGCCCCAAAAGUCAAUACGUCGAGAAAUAACGCGUGUUCCUUUGAUCCAAAUCUUGUCGCUUGCUGUCCGUACAGAGCACUUUAGCUCUUCACCGAGAUCGCCAGAGUGCACCCGGGCUCCUCUCACCUUCCCCUCACCUGGAUGGAGGAUCCUCAAUCGCUACGUCCAAAGCAGGCCGCCUGUCUGGUCUGUCGCCGAAGCAAGAUCAAGUGCGACUAUUCUCCGCAUGAGAACAAAUGCAAGAGGUGCAUUCAGCUCGAUUCUGAGUGCAUACGGCCUACGUUCCACGCUGGAAGACAGAAGGGAAUCAAGAACAAGCGAAAGGGCCUAGACAAAGCUCUAUAUCAGAUUGAGCAGGCCAUCAAAAGAGCCAGAACCGGUGAACACAACUCCGAAGAUGACAAGGCCAUCGGCAGUCUCCAGGCGCUCCUGGAGGGCUCUCGAAAUGCUCGGUCAACUACCGCCUCCUCUCACUUAAGGCGGGGUUCAUCGCAUUUCAACAGCCCCGACCAACCCGACCUCUCAUCUGACGAUGAUGAUGACCUGGACAACACCCCAGACAGCAACACUUAUAUGAGUUUGCAUCAUCACAACGAGGAGAGCCUGGCAAUCGACGAUGCCGAAAACCCGCUCCAACUCCUGGCGCGCGCCUCGAAUCUGCAGCUUUCGCCCAAGCCCAUCAGUGGCCUCUCGCCAAAGCAGCCAGGUCCCCGCGCCGGGCGCAAGAAGCAGGUCGAACAACCCGAUGAGGACUUGGAGAUCCAGUCCUUCUUCACCUCUGUUCGCGUCAACUUCGAUGUCGGCGAUGACAUAGAUCCCAUCACCAUGGGUCUUGUAACUGAAGAAGAGGCAGAAUCAUUAUUUGCUUUCUUCCAUGGCAAACUUGCCCACACCCGAUGGGGACUUGAUCCCAAGAUCUACACUCCAUCAUUCACGCGUUCACGAUCUGCCUUCUUGUGCACCUCCAUCAUGGCCGCAUCGGCCCUGUUCCUUCCAUCCGCUGGUGCCUUGUCCAAGAGACUGUCAAACCAUUGCAAGACCCUCGCACAUAGAGUCAUCGCGAACCGACACAAGUCCGUCGAGAUUGUUCUUGCAUUCAUGGUCAACGUUCCAUGGAUGUUUCCUGGCCAGCAUAGUACUGAUGAUGAGACUUGCUGGUAUGUCAAUAUGGCUGCCACUAUCGCCAUUGAUCUGUCCUUGAAUAAGCUCCUCAUCCCAAUGGAAGUUGUUGGUUCCGGUUCGAACAUGGCCUUGUCCCGGGGAGACUGCCUUGAUCCUCGGACAGCGCUGGCCAUGGACGGCUUCAGCCACAUUGAACAUACCUCUGAUCUUGGACAACGCCUUCUUCGUCGCCGUGAGCGCUGCUGGAUCGCACUCUUCGUUCUUGAACGAGGCAUGUCUCUAGCUCGCGGCCGACCUUAUACCGUGCCCAUCACGCGGGUCAUCAAAGACUGCGACCAAUGGCAUCGGUCCAGCAUUGCUGACCCCAUGGAUGGUCAUUUAGUCUCAAUGGCCGUCCUUCGCCGAGAUCUCGACGGACUACUCAACACAGUCCGCGCGCUCUGCGAUGGGUCGCAGGGAAUAUCUACGGACGGCGGGCUCAUCGCCCAGUCGAUCCAGAGUGCUAUUGAGAGAUUCUUCGAUCAAUGGCUCACCGAAUGGGGCUACGCCAUUGGCACAGGCCCCCAGCGCCGACUCCCUCCGUACGUUGAGAUUCUCGUCACCCACACCCGGCUCUCGACGUACGGAGGCGUCAUCAACCACCCGACCGCCCCAAUGGAAGUCCGUCAAUUCUUCCGUACGGCCGGGCUAUCGUCUGCUGUGACGGUCAUGCGAGCAGCGAUCCAAGGAGAGUCGCAGCUUCAGUCGAUCCCGAACAACACGACAAUCAUGGUCUCGUUUGCAGCCUGUUUUGCCCUGACUCUGAGCGCCUACGCCACGGGCAGCUCGAACUUGGCACCUAGCAUUCGGAACCUCAUUGAAGAAACGGCAGAUGUCUUGGAACGUAUUGGCUCUGCCACAAAGCACAGAAAUGGCUUGUCUACACUCUACGGAAAAUACCUAAGACGUAUCGUCAGGAAGGCGGCCACAGCCAUGGAUGGGCAGCCUCAGACGAGUAUGCAACCUGAUCCCACCAUCCCUCGUAGUGGUCAACUCGGAACGCCCUCGUCGGCUGUUGCUGCCUCGCCUCCCGUCAAUAUGGGGCCACCAGUCUCGCAGCCGCCUUACAUGGAGUCGCAGCUAUGGCCUGGGACUUUGCAGUUCUCUGCCAUGUCUGACGACCAGAUUGCCGAGGUUCUUAAUCAGCCAGGCAACGAGUUCGACCCUUCAUUUGCAGGCCUGUCCUGGGACGAUAUGAAUAACUUUGACUGGCUCAGCUGGCCGAAUUUGACAGAAUUUGGGUUCUAGAGAAACAACCACCUCUCGGUUUGCCAUGUGGCGCACAUUAUGCCUUCAUGGUUUCGACCGGGGCGGCGAACUGCCACUGCGUCAGUUUCCGCAGCUGUUCCAUGAACACAAAAGUCAGGACAGUAUUCGGCCUUCAGUACACAAUUCAUUAGCAACAUUAUCGACAUUUCUUUUCCUUAUGGAUGUGACUUACGUCAAUCUCAACCACGCCGGAGUCCAUCCCUUCAUCAAGAAAAUUGCUCCUUCUUCCCUCAGACCCGUCUGUACAAUACGAAGCAAAGACUAGGUUCGAUUAGUCGGUUUCUCUGCAAGGACCGGGACUGGGCCUGUCCACUCACGUUUGCCCCUGGGCCGCUUGCAGCAGCACUUUGAAUUCUGCUCUUGAGGACAUCAGCUGGCGCGCAAAUCGUUGUCGCCGCAGUCCCAGCAAAGAGGGAUGCCACGGCAUGUGUUUUGAUAUCAUCCUUCAUUUCAGUCUUUUGCAGAAGGAUGCGUUUUGCUGUUGAAUAUCUGUUUCGUGCUUUCGUGUCAGUUUUGCUUGUGUUAUUUAGUCCCUUCACCCAGGGACGUCCACUCAUUUGGCACUCACGUGGCGAUUUGUCCCACAUCUAUCAUUCGACAUCAGCUUCAAUAAAAUCCUACAGUCGUUUCCGAGGUUUUGGCUUGACUUACUCAUGAGUAUACUGCGCACCACAUUGGCAGAUAUGCCUCGUGUGAAUGCUCCCCCACCCUCUUCACGACCUAUCCUGUAUAGCCCUUCGACAGCAUUGGAGUAAGCGAACCGUUCGCCGACAUUCUUGGCUCCAUCGGCGCACAUGCGGACGAGGACAACCUAACACCUGUGAGAGUCUGGGCUGAACAGUGGAGCGACGCCGGCCAUACCUCAGCAGGAUUUCCAACCAGCCCUGCCAUGCCUCCAGCCAACCCAG
This is a messenger RNA of Colletotrichum scovillei, 3430 nucleotides long. RefSeq lists its product as uncharacterized. The record is from RefSeq and is a predicted model, not a curated record. The transcript is spliced from 3 exons. Lineage: Eukaryota; Fungi; Ascomycota; Sordariomycetes; Glomerellales; Glomerellaceae. Bases 234 to 2501 code for a protein of 755 amino acids. Gene Ontology annotation, biological process: regulation of DNA-templated transcription. Gene Ontology annotation, cellular component: nucleus. Gene Ontology annotation, molecular function: zinc ion binding; DNA-binding transcription factor activity, RNA polymerase II-specific; transcription cis-regulatory region binding.